CUGGAAAAUGGCUGUGUAGGGGAUCGAGGAGUUCUGGACGGGAAAAGAAAGAAAGAGGGACAGAAAGGAGGCAAACAAGACGCCAGCCCGUGCUCUUCUACGAGUGAACUCGCAACGAAACAUUCUAGUCCAAGCACUCGAUUCCAGACGGACUUGUUGAGGGUUUCUCCUGCGCCACAGAAAGUGAGAGCCGAGAACAUCAGCGGUCAGCCUAAUUCCUGGUCCACAACAUGCGGGUGCCUGAGAGAACUGAAGAGGAUUAGAGACCUUCCCCCUCCUCUGUCCUCCAAUCACGUUGCAUCAUUUGACCGUUGGGAGCCAACACGCGCUCGGUCCAGCCUGGCAAGUAGUGACCAGGCUGCUCCGAUAGCACCCACCCGGCCGGUUGAAGCUGACUGAGAGAGCAUGUUGCCAACGUUCUCCCUCUGCUCCAUCAUCUGGCUUAACCGAGGAAUCAAACUGAGGAAACUGCAGCAGUCGGCCUACCCCGGUCCUGUCUGAGACGGCGUCCACCGAAUCUGGAAAAGAGCUACUUUGCAGACUUUAAAAAUGCUCCUAAGUUUCGGAUGACUUUUCUUUCACCCCUUAUUCCCCUCCUAGGAAUUUAGUGACUUGAUAACCACUCUGGUUUUUGAGGAGGAUUUCCAGAUAUCUGAACCCCGACGUUGCACAAGCACUGGGGCUGCAGUGCGUAAUUCUUACUCCAGUGGCCAUUUUGACUACUGCUUGAUAAACAAAAUGGAGGCAGAAGGUUUCCAGUAUCGGGCCCUCUUCCCCUUCAACAAGGACCAGGAGGAGGACUUGGACCUACAACCCGGCGAUCUCCUGACAGUGAGCAAGGCGUCUCUGCUGUCCACAGAGAACUACCACAGCGGUUGCGAGCAACAGCCCGAUUGCCUGGGCUGGCUGCUCGGCUACAACGAGCGCACGAAGCAGAGAGGAGACUUCCCCGGGACUUACGUCGAGUAUGUUGGCCCCGUGAAAAUGGCGGUUCCAUCCAUUCAGCCCAGAUCUCAGCGACCCCUUCCCGCUGCGCCCAGGGCAGAGUCACCCCAAGCUGUUUCUGUGCCGGACUUGAGUGAGCAGUUCACACCACCAGAGACGGCUCCCCCGGCCCUCAUCAGCCUGAUCCAAGCCAUAGAAAAGAGAGGUCUGGACUACACAACACUGUACCGGACAUCCAGUGCUUUUGCUUUGGAAAUGCCAGUACACAGCUUGCUUUCUGAGUGUGACCUCAGUCAGAGAGAUGUAGAGUUCCUCUCUGAGUGUGUCCUUUGUUACCUGCGAGAGCUUCCAUCGCCUGUCAUCCCCGCUUGCGUCUAUCCUCAACUCCAGGCCGUCGUCAUGCAGCAGCAGCAGCAGCUUCUGCAACAGUCCGCGGAUGGCGCCGUAUCCAGCAACCAUGACAGAGAGUUGAGCCUGGUACUGGAGAGCUCCACCGCUGUGCCCCUCCACCACCGCCUCACCCUGCAGUACCUGCUCACACACCUGUCCAAGGUCACGCAGGCACAAAGCAGCAACGGCCUGGACACACACACACUGGGAAAGAUCUUUGGUCCCCUGCUGAUGCAUACGAGUCCCUCCGCCUUGUCGUUCAUGGAUGAAGAGUUGUCUGCACUUGUGGUGGAGCGUCUCCUGAUUGAGAGGACCACAGAGCAAGACCUCACUCCUCCUGUUCUCCCAGCGAAGCCAACUAAGUCAAAGGCGUCUCAAUCGGCCGUGACGGACUCAAGCAGCCUGCUGAAUGACUCUGAAUGGUACUGGGGAGAAAUUUCAAGAGAGGAAGUGAAUGAGAAGCUAAAAGACACCCCCGAUGGAACCUUCCUGGUCAGAGAUGCCUCCAGUAAACUGGAGGGCGAGUACACACUCACACUCAGGAGAGGAGGGAACAACAAGCUAAUUAAGAUCUAUCAUCGAGAGGGGCGGUACGGCUUCUCAGAGCCCCUCACGUUCAUGUCUGUGGUUGAACUCAUCAAUCACUACCGACACGAGUCUUUGGCUCAGUACAAUGCCAAACUUGACACCAAGCUUUUGUACCCAGUCUCCAAAUACCAGCAGCUGGUUAAGGAAAACAGCAUUGAGGAGGUGGGAGAGCAAUUAAAGGUUUAUCACGAGCAAUACCAGGAGAAGAGUCGCGAGUACGACUCUCUGUAUGAGGAGUACACACGCACAACUCAGGAGCUCCAAAUGAAGCGGACAGCCAUCGAAGCUUUCAACGAAACCAUCAAGAUUUUCGAGGAGCAGUGCGAGACGCAGGAGCGCUACAGCCGAGAGUCGUUGGAGCGGUUCCAGCGAGAGGGCAAUGAGAAGGAGAUUCAGAAGAUCCAGAGCAACUCUGAACGUUUGAAGUCUCGCGUGAAAGAGAUCCACGACAGCAAACGGAAACUGGAGCAAGACUUGAAAGAGCAGGUUUCUGACAACAGAGAGAUCGACAAGAAGAUGAACAGCCUGAAGCCCGAUCUCAUGCAGCUCCGCAAGAUCAGAGACCAGUACUUGAUAUGGCUGAGGCAGAAGGGUACGAGGCAGAGGAGGAUAAACGAGUGGCUGGGAAUAAGGAAUGAUGCUGAUGACUCCUACUCUCUGGAGGAGGACGAGGGCUCGCCCCACCAUGAUGAGUGCACCUGGUACGUGGGCGACAUCAAACGCACCCACGCCGAAGAAAUGCUGAGAGGCAAAUGUGACGGAACCUUCCUGAUCCGAGAGAGCCAGACGCAGAAGGGCUCCUACGCCUGCUCCGUUGUUGUGGAAGGCGUGGCCAAGCACUGCGUCAUCUACAAGACGGUCACUGGGUACGGAUUUGCUGAGCCAUACAAUCUCUACUCGUCCCUCAAAGACUUGGUGCUUCACUACAAAAAUGUCUCCUUGAUCCAACACAACGACCAGCUGAAUGUAAACCUAGCGUACCCGGUCCUGGCCCGCUCGCAGAAUCACACCCAGCAACCCAGAUGAUCCAUCACGUCCCUGACGCCGAACUGGACGGGAAACUGAAAUUUCACUUUAAAGCAUCGGAUUUAAAAAAAAGACAUCCCGAGUAGAUUCAACUGAACAAGCAUGACUCUGACUGCUGACUGACCCCAGACCAGUGGAGAGUACACCUUGCUUGCAGCAUGGCUUCCUAUUAAGCACACGACUGACAUCAAAUGACUGUACAGUUGCCAGCGGCAUCUUCGCCUGUACAGUGUCAGUUGUGUCAAACAUAGUGUGAAAACCUUUGACUCGGUAGAUUAAAAGACUAAUAGGCGAGCUAAAGGAUAAGGCUAGACAGAAUUCUGGAGAAUGGGGAGACUAAAGGAUGCACUUUCUUUUGCCUAAAAAGACAAAGGCCUGAUCUGUCGUUCUCAGACCGCCUGCAUCAGUCUGUAGACAAAAGCCUGAGCUUGCAUCCGAAGAACGGACCCGGCUGCACUUAACACCGCUCCGCAGCUGAGAAACAAGGACACAGGGGUGUAGUCACUGGAGUACGGGGGUCGAGGAGCUUUCUGAAGCAAGUGCCAUAGCUAUAGCUUUGAAUGACCACAAACCUGUGUCGCUGUGGAACAGGAGGACGAGCGCUUGUUUAAAAAAAAGCUACAGCUUUAAGGAAAUCUCUAUAUUUUUAUCAAAGUGUCUUUUUCCACCCGCUCUCUUUCUCAGUGCGCCUCCAUUUAGAUUAGCGAGGUAUGAGUGAAAACGUUCGGUGUAUUUUGAUACUCUUUCUUAUCACAGUACACUGGACGGAGAGGUACGUGGUUUCAUGCAGUCCCUCACAGUUCAGGUUCCUUUCUGACUGAAUAUUUUCCUGCAUCAAACUUGCGUUUAUCAGGCUUCUUUAAUACUGUAGCAUCUGUGGCCAUCGACUUUUACGGCUUAACUGUUAUUGCUCCUCUCACGUGUCGGCUUCUUGUACGCUGAAGAGCAUCAUCUUCGUGAUUAUUAUUAUGGUACUGUAUGGCUUUGUCUCUAGGUAGAUGGACUGUUUUAGCGGUACAUGCUCUUUAUUGUUGGGUUUUAUGUAUCUACUCGCGGUGCUUCCUCUCUUCGUGCUUGACUGUUGAUUUUGUUUUUCUCGCAGACAUGACUCACCGAGCUGUAGAACAUCGAUGUACAUACAGAAUAUAUAAGCAGUAAUAUAACUCAGCCACAUAAGCCGUCAUGUUCGUGAUUUGUUUUGUUCCAGGAUCCGCAGUAUCCAGCUAAUGUGAGCCAAAUGAAGGAUGUAUUUUCAUGUAGCAACACGGAGGGAAAAAAGGUCCUUUUGCCAUUUAGCCAGGCGUCUGUGGUCCCAGAGAUUAUCUUGUGUGUAUGAAGACCUUCUCAGUUUGGGUUUUCUUUCUGGUCACCAGUGGUCAAAGACGGUGUCGUUGUGCUGCACUCAUCGGCGGCGGUGUCACUUGUUCUUAGAUCAGUUGCCACCGUUGUUUGCUUAUGCAGCGAAUUCCCGCUCGCUAGGAUUGUUCUCAUCUGUAUGGAAACACAGUUCACUUGGAAGUCGUCUGGUUGUUGUCGAGCAAAACUUGCCGGUAAAACGGAAAAUAUUUUUGUAGAAGAAACGGUCGAGGUGGCAUUUUUUUUUUACAACUUGUCGAUGAAAGUUGUCUUAUUUUUUAUGACACAGUUAAAAUGCAUCACCAGAAUGGCAACAUAAGCUCGAUAUGAAAUCAAAUAUCAACUCAAAACAUUUCACUUUGAUACUAUUCAGGAUUAUUCAGUCGUACUGUACUUUGCACAAUUCUUGGCAAACUAAAAUCCCAAGAAUGAUACCGGAGGUGGCGACAGUGCGUCUGAUCUGAGGGCUUUAAUCGAGAGAACGAUGAGAAGUGCCUUGAAGUCAUUCACGUCACUAGAGGGCGCCAUUGCUCCUUACGCGUUGUGCCCGUCAUUCACAGUUGCCAUUUACCUUGAAUGGCGUGUUUGUUUCUGUGGAAGAGCCACGUUAAAGCUCUCUGUCGUUACAUGUGUUCAGUUUUGGCGGUUCGUGCGGCAGCUUGGUGCUCACUCUCUCUCUCUCUGGCUCUCACUUUGCACACAAGCUGGCGGUGUUUUGAUGUCAAAUGUGAACCGUACACAUCCAUGUCGGAUAAGCUCUCAUCGCAUUGCAGCAUUCGUCACAAGCUUGUGAUCUGGUGACCCACCUCCACCACUUUAUACCGUUCGUUGGACCAACACUUUUUGUGACUGCACUUUUUUUUCUGUCCCUCACGAUCCUUGCGCCCAAAAACCAUGACGAACAGACAGCGGUGAAGCUCGGUGGCGAACAGCGCCACCACUUGUUGAUAGUUUUAAGGUCUUUUCACGCGUUAUAUCAGGGUGAUCGACUUCUUUCUUAAUAAUGUACACGGUGUACAGUUUAUGCUGCCGUUGUUGUAAAUCGUAUGCUUUUGACUGAUUGCGAUGUUUGAUAUAAAGUUAGUUUUACUACAUAAACUCUGUAAUAACAAACAUAAAAGAGAGCUGCUUGCUCGUUUAUGCACUUUUUGUCCGCUCAGCAAAAAUGUCCAACUUAAAAAGCUGCACAACUUUAAAGAGAAUUUUGUUCAAUGAAUCAUUUCCGAUUAUAUAUAUUUAGAUAUUAAGCAGCACAAUUUUAUCAUUGUGAUUCAGUCCCAAAAAUGAGCGUUAUCUUAGGUCAUAUAACAUUUUACAAAUGAUCUCGGACUUGGACACUUGCUGUAUAUUUUGAAGAUCAUAUCCAAGGACCUGUUUUGGGGAAACAUAUCUUGAUAAGUUGGACAUUUUUGUGGGUGAACUUUUCACCUGCCAUAUUAUCCUGUUAAUCACAGAUGUUUAACAAGAGAGAGAAGCAAUGUAACUUCAGUAGCAUCGAUCAGUAAUACGCGAUGAGAGUGCAUGAUAUUAUAGUAGUCGCUGAAACUCAACGAUCGUGCUAUCACGCUGAGUAAUAGCUGAAAUAACUUUUAAAAAGACGUUUAUUUUUUUUUUUUCAUUCUCUUCGGUACACUGUAAAUCCUUGAAGCGGCCUCGCGGAAGAAGCACACGAUAGAGAACCAGUAUAUUUGGGGUUCGAAAGAGAGACUAUUUUGAAAUAUAUUCUUAGAAAGCUAUAUUUUUGGAUAAUGUCUUUCUGAAAACCUUUUUUUUUCCAUGCACAUUUUCAUUUUUUUGGUUGUAAAAUUUGCAAAACUGAUGCAUAAAGUGGAGAUCAUCUUAGAAAUUUUGCUUUGAAGCCCAGAUUUAAUUGUUGUGGUUUUAUAAGCAUUUUUUUUUAUUGUUUAAAAGAAAUUAUUCUGGUAGAAUUAGCGGUUCAUGCCUCAAUUUAGGGAGAAAAACUUGAAUAUGGAUGUCCCCUUUUGCAAUGACGACUUAAGAAGCUAAAACUAAGUUGACUUUCUGUUCUAAAAUUAGUUGUUUUUGGGGGACAAAAAUCUGUUCUAAAGCCGAAUAUUGCAUUUUUUUACACUUGAUUUAUCAGUUAAGGCUUCAAAAUAUGGUUUAAAACUAGAAAAUGAUCGCACUUACUUGACUUUCUACAGGCAAGAGCAAUAAAUAAGUAAAAAAAAAUGUGUAGCUGAAUGGUUGAAAACUCUAUAACCCGUUACACUUAUUGGUAAUGGGUUAUACAGAACAAGCAGUUGUGUUGAAUCCAGCGGUACAUGCACAGUGAUUUGGGGAAGAAAAUAACUUGAAAGACGUACAUUUUUACGCCCAAAAUAUUAGUUUAAAAAGUAGGCCUAUUAGCGAGCAUUAUCCAAAAUGCAGCUGGCAUUUUGUUUCUGUCACAAUCUGCGACGUUAUGACGAAAAUCUGUUGCGUUCCGAGGACAAAGCGAGCUCAUUGUACAUGUGUUGAUAGUUUCAGAGCUUAGUCUUUACGUUACGUUUGCAUUUGAUAAAUACUAGAGUUUAUUCUUUGAGAAGCCUUUGUCAUUUUGAACGGUUUGGGGAGUAGCUGCAGUGUUAAGAGGAUGCACCACAAAAGUAACACUUCACCUGGUGCCAAACCAGUCAUAGAAAAAGAAAAAAAAUAAACAGGAAAGAAAAAAACAGCCCUUGACUGAUUAAAAAUGAACUCAAAAAUCGGCAUUAGUGAGUGAGCUUUUGUGGUGACAUUUUUUUUAGUCUGCUUUUUUUUUUUUUUUUUAUUAAAGCCAAUAGAUACUGUUUGUUUAUAUGUGUCAGAGCCUAUACAGAAAAUAAUAAGCUAGCUUGAUUUUCUUUCCUCCAUAAAGAAAAAAACAAAUGUUUACAAUAUAUAAUUAACCAAAUGGCAAAUACAUGUUGGGAAAAUCAACCUGUCCCUGGCUGAUUUUCACUGUUUUUGUGUCAUUAUUUUUGUUUUUUCACUCGAGAACAGCGCUCCCUCUUGCUGUUUGUUGGUGCAUUGUGUUGGCUAUAUUUCACAAUAAACAUUAUUUUAUCCUGGUGUCUUUUUAUCUGUUUAAGCACAUUUAAAAAGGCCUAAACUUUCUUAACAAUGUGAAUUAAAAUAAAAAAAAUCUACACCGACGUGCUGCGCUCAGAGGGGGCGCUGUUCUGCCACACAGUCUGUUGGUUGUGUUCUCCUAUGCAUGAUGAUGAUAAUGGUAUUUUCUUCUUGUGUUGUUCCGCCUCUGUCAGUAUCAGGGUUUGGUUCUCUUCUGUACAGCUUGCUUCAGAGUUGCCUGUCCACACACAUACUCUCGUCUGUACGGUUCUUUCUUUAGGCUGAUGCAAUGAUUUCAAAAAGGCAAUUAAAUAUAUAUAAAUCA
Molecule: messenger RNA, 7684 nt
Organism: Synchiropus splendidus (mandarinfish)
Lineage: Eukaryota; Metazoa; Chordata; Actinopteri; Syngnathiformes; Callionymidae
Gene: pik3r2
Product: phosphoinositide-3-kinase, regulatory subunit 2 (beta)
Exons: 16
Coding region: 739-2949 (736 amino acids)
Biological process (GO): phosphatidylinositol phosphate biosynthetic process; insulin receptor signaling pathway
Cellular component (GO): phosphatidylinositol 3-kinase complex
Molecular function (GO): 1-phosphatidylinositol-3-kinase regulator activity; protein binding
Source: RefSeq, a predicted model, not a curated record